Molecule: messenger RNA, 1074 nt
Organism: Fukomys damarensis (Damara mole-rat)
Lineage: Eukaryota; Metazoa; Chordata; Mammalia; Rodentia; Bathyergidae
Gene: Mlkl
Product: mixed lineage kinase domain like pseudokinase
Biological process (GO): protein phosphorylation
Molecular function (GO): protein kinase activity; ATP binding
Source: RefSeq, a predicted model, not a curated record
AUGAUACACGCCUACAACCCCAGAACUCCAGUGGCUGAGGAUGGAGGAUUGCCACAACACACAAACACAGACGUUUUACACUUUUCCACAUCUGAUUCUGAGGGAAACCAUUAUAAUAAAAACAUGGAAGCUACACUAAGGUGGUUAGAAGUGGACUUGAAAUAAAUCAAAGAAACCUUAAGCAGAACAAACAAGAUUAAGGAGGAAGAACUUUUGGGAUUCCCAUGGACCCUGCUGAGGCAGAGUGAAUUCAGCAAACUUUAUAAAGGAGCAUAUCAAGUGGCCAUAAAAAUAUUCAACAAGCUCUAGACCAAAUGCAUUGGAAAAGUGAAAGAACAUUUUACAGAGACCAGUGCCUUGAAGAAAUCUCAUUCCCCCAACAACCUACAUAUAUGUGAGGUCUGCAUUGUUGAAACAGGGAGUUUGCCUCAAUUUUCCAUGGUCACUGAGUACUGUGAGUGCAGUACCCUGAAGGAAGUAUUGGAUAAGGAAAGGGAUCUCAGCCUGGGUUUGUGUGUCCUCCUGCUCCUGGGAGCAGCUAAAGGAUUGUACAGGUUACACCACUGCAAAGCCCUACCACUGCACAGAAACAGUAGCAGCUCCAGUUUCCUGGUCACUGCAGGCUACGAAGUGAAGCUUACAGGAUUUGAGAUGAGAGAAACACAGACUUCCAUCAGUCAGAAAACUAAGGGAAUAGAACAGUCAAAUCCUACAGAGUAUUUCUCACCCCAGAAUCUGGAAAAUCUGCUUUGUGAAAAGGACACUAUAGCUAAAAUAUACAGCUUUGGAAUUGUCCUCUGGGAAAUCGCCACUGGGAAGAUCCCAUAAGGCUGGGCUUUUAAGGAGAUCUGCCAGCUGGUGUUCAAGAACCCACAGCAGGAUUUGUUGAGAGAAGACUACCCUCCCCAGCUGUAGGAGGUCACUGAUGAGUUCAGGGCCUCUGAGCCCUCUGGGCAGCCCUCUGGGGACGAAAUUCUGGAGAAAACUGUCGACUUUUGCUGCGUAGCAUGUAAAAACCUGAAGCAAAGAGUACUGGACAAGAGGCUCAAAGAAACACAAACAGGACAUCUCUGA